Messenger RNA from Ilyonectria robusta, 459 nucleotides. RefSeq names its product Endoribonuclease L-PSP/chorismate mutase-like protein. Bases 1 to 459 code for a protein of 152 amino acids. Gene Ontology annotation, molecular function: deaminase activity. The record is from RefSeq and is a predicted model, not a curated record. The transcript has a single exon. Lineage: Eukaryota; Fungi; Ascomycota; Sordariomycetes; Hypocreales; Nectriaceae. Gene Ontology annotation, cellular component: cytosol; mitochondrion.
AUGGCUUCCAUCGGACAACCGUACUUUCUUGAGCAAAACAAGGCCCAAGGGCUUGCCAAUUACCCACAUGCCCGCAUUAUACCCAUCUCAGCAACCCAAAAAAUCAUUCACGUAUCCGGCAUAUCUUCGAGACGGGGCGAUGGAACACACGAGGGCGUAAUUAGACAAGAUGACGGCAGCGUGGUGUUGGACAUCCGCGAGCAGACGGCUGCGGUUCUCCGCAACAUUGAUCUCGUUAUCAAGGGCGCUACGGACGGCGAAGGGGAUAUCCACAACGUCGUUGAUGCCACCGUCUUCUUGACAGAUGUCGAAGGGUGUUAUUCUGGUAUGAAUGAGGAGUGGAACAAAGUCUGGCCAGAUCGGGCUGCUGCACCAGCAAGAACGACAAUUGGGGUGAGGGAGCUGCCGAACAAGGUGCUGUUGGUCGAGAUCAAGUGCACGGGAAUGAUUGGUUCUUGA